Molecule: messenger RNA, 1306 nt
Organism: Bactrocera tryoni
Lineage: Eukaryota; Metazoa; Arthropoda; Insecta; Diptera; Tephritidae
Exons: 4
Coding region: 1-1059 (352 amino acids)
Biological process (GO): NAD-cap decapping; nuclear-transcribed mRNA catabolic process
Cellular component (GO): nucleus; cytosol
Molecular function (GO): mRNA 5'-diphosphatase activity
Source: RefSeq, a predicted model, not a curated record
AUGUCCGCAAAAAUGUUAUUGUAUACAAUUAAUAAAGAAACAUUGCAAAAAUCUCCUUUUGUCGAUAUAGAAGGUGUAACUAUACUUAAUUUUCGGCAGAUAGUGGAACAUGAAGAUAGACCAGGACAAACAUUGAUACAUUUCAAGGCACCAAAUAUAAAAGCUUACCCACUGCGUAUAAAUACUAAACAGCAUAUACAAGAGCAUGGAAUUUCUCAAGUCAAUUGCAUGAGAAUGUUGGAAAAGUUCGUUAUUGAAAAGGAUAUUUACAACACCAACAAUAGCAAUGGAAAUGGCGACAAACGCUUGAAAGUGAUCACACGCCGUCAUGUUCUAAUGCGUAUUUUAACUGCACCAUUUUUUGUUAGUGAAAUGCCAAUUAUUGUUAUAAGGCACAAGCAUAUUAUUUACAUGUCUUUGGUAAAAAGGAUAUGUCCGACAUCUGCACUUGGCAAAAUGCAUCAUGAAUUCGCAGAUUAUUGUGAAACCAAUUUUGCAGCGACAAAUCCAUCUGAUGAAGUUCAAGAUAAUCAUAAAGGAUUUUUUAUUUAUGGCGCCAAAUUCGGAAAUUUAGAUUUUCUUUAUUCUGCUGAAGCCAGCGCUGUAAUGAGUGAUGAGGAGGUUGAACAUGUAACCAAUAUUGUCGAAUUGAAUAGUUGCUGCUUCAUUUCUGUCAAUAUUAUGACUGAGCGGAAGUUUGCCUAUUGGAUGAAAACCACUACCGUAUUUAAAUGGUGGUGCAAGGCAUAUCUUUCGAAUAUAGAAAAAAUUUUCAUUGGAUUCCGAAAUGAUCAUGGCGUUAUAAAUCAACCGGGGUUAUUGAAGGAUAUAACGGAUUUGGAAAAGGAACAACAUAGACGCAUUCAUAUAUCUAAAGCAUUUUUGAAUAAGUUUCUAAAUUUAGUUGCGGAUACUACAGAAAAUUAUGAUAGCCCUGACACAAUUAUUAAAUACAGUUUUGAUAAGCAGGGUAACAUAGAGUGCAGCGUCCAUAGCACCGACGAGUUCUCUAUGUUUAGCGCUGAUUUUACUGCCUACAUGCGCGAACAAGCUAAUUAAAUUUCGUUUGUAUUGGUUGAACCUUCACAGCGUUGUGAACAUAAUUAUAAAGGAUAUUGCAAGUUUCUACUUUUUUUCAACAAACUUUGAAUUUCGAACUAUAAAAAUUUAUUUUUUUUUUUAACACUGCCUGUAAAAAAAUUUAUGUUUCGUGUAUGUAUUGUUAAUAACAAAACUUGUAACAUCCACUCACUACAAGACAAGCGCAUAGAAAGACACAAAUAAAUAUUGCCCACUAAAACAACAA